UCCUGCCCGGCUUACCACAAGCUCGAGGCGUGAUUAUGGAUCGAAGACCACCACAGUCAUUGCUUCCGAGCACCAGCAAUAGCAACAACAACAACAACAACAACAACAACAACAACAAUCUCAACUAUGCCGCCACUGUCGCCCAGUCUGGUCGCCCCGAGAGGCCGCGACGCAACAAAAUCACCCGUGUGCGCACGGCCUGCGAAUCCUGCAAACGGCGCAGGUCCAAGUGUAGCGGCGUCCCUGCGCCGUGCAAAGCGUGCUUGCAGAGCGGCAUCCAGUGUACUUUUGACCCUUCGCUCGACGGCCGACGUGCAGGCCACCGUGAAGACCGUGAAGCUCUGUUUUUACAGAACCGCCUCCUCACGGCAUUACUCCAAGUCGUCCGAUAUCGCUCCAGCUCCCAGGUCGAAGCCGUCAUCAAUUGUCUCCGCGUAGACAAUCCGACUCAUGAUAUCUUUGCAACAAUCCAAGAGUGUCUCCAGCAACUCGACGACGGCGACGCUGCGGCGACCUCAGCGGAUGCGUUGCAACCUGACUUCGAACAACAGCUACAAGCCUCAUCGUCCGAACGGCCUCCGACCGACAAUUUACUCGACAUCGUCAGUCUGAGCAGGGAUCUAGAUGGCAGAGAGCCCGCUCCCCACAGUAGCACCCCAUCAAGCCACGACGAUGGGGAGGCCGGAAACCACCCAAACCAUCAACACAACAACAAAAUCUGCCCAACGUGUAACCAGCCUUCUCUCGCCUCUGCCAGCGCACUGACGCCUCCGGAAGGUGCCCAAGAGCACCCCGUGCAACCCGUGUCAGACGACGAGCAAUACGCACAAGAAUCCAACCUCCACAGUGGCAACGCUGAGCACGUCUGUGAAGCGACACCCCCAGACAGACCGACGACAUCUCCGAGACGGCAAAGCAACAUUUCCGACUUGCAGCACAGUAGACGGGGGUGGCAUUUCUCGUUGCAAGUUUCGGAAAUUGACUCGGCGAUUUCUGCUGUAGCCUCAACAGACAUUCAGGAUGAAGAGGAGGCGCACCAAACAGAUGUUUCAUAUCAACUGGUGGCCCAACACGCACGUGCCGGUCAGGACACAGAUACUUGCACCGACCCCAGUGAAGCAGCAAACAGUAUUGGUGGUCCGGCUACUCCCGGUUCUUCGCACAACCACGUAUCCCCGAUGUACGGCAUUCAAACGCUGAUUAUGCAGGAGAACACGCCGCUGAGCGACAUCAUCACUGGAUUUCUGGACAGUGCUAAGACCUUGCUCUCAUACGGUGCCUCGUCCUCUUCUGUUCUUGGUUCGGGCAUGAUUGAUGUGGAGUUGUUUUUCCGUGACAGAACGCAAGAGGACGACUUGACAGUCAGUGGCUGGGCUUGCGAGGUAUGGCGAAGCUUUCACGAUUGGGACGUGUACGUCCGACUUGCACAAGUUUUAGCCUAUACCGCAGUCAUGCGCUGGAUGCUGGCUCCCACCCAGCACUCCUAUGCUGCCAUUCCGGCUAUCCUCAGACCGCGACCGAUUCAAUACUUGGUUCCUCAUCACAUUGCGCUUGACUUCUUACCACUACCACCGUUGCGCGAAGCUCUCAUCAAGAAUCUCCGGGACUGGAUGACGGCUUUACCCGCAGCUCGACUCAGCGUCAACUGGGCCCGCAGUAUGGACGAAGCAGUAGUUUGGGACGAACAACGCCGUCGCCGCUCCCUGUCGAAAGACUUCGUGGAACACGUCACAAACUAUCAGAAUUGGAGCAUCGGCGAAAGUAUUCUUAGCACGUUUCCUGAAAUCAAGGGGUUGGUUCGGCUUGACAGGAUAUAAGGAUUAACGCUGGCGUUGUUGGUUCCCCAGGCUGUGGAGAUCCAUGAGGGUGCCGUUUCCUGAUAUUGCCUUUGUACGAGACACGACGAGACGCAGCGUUCUACUUUGCCAUACAAACUAUCACAUAGCAGGGCACAUGUGUCUUUCCAAUCUAAUGACGCCGAGCAACAGCCAUUGGCAAGUUACUUCGGGCGCGGUCUGUCGAGCUCUAGGUCUCCCAGAUACCUCCAAGGCUGAGAGCUUAGGGAGGUGAAGUCGGCAAGCUCCGAGCCGCUUGCGUAUGCUGAUCGAUGAUCGAAAAUGUGGAUCGAUGAUCGCGUCUUGCGAUCUGGUCCAGAGCUGCAUCAUGCGCUCCCAGUUCCCUGAAGCAGUCUUCAGCCACACCUGCAAGUGCUGCUCAGGGGACAUGUUAGCCACAGUUGUCGAGUCUGCCAUACGACUUUGCUCGACCAGCUAUCGCGAAUCCCCUUCCCUUACGUGCCUCCCAUUGUCCUCGAUCCUUCGCCGACAGAUGAAAAGAAUGAAAACCUGCCACAGGCUGUAUGGGCAGGGUUGACGGGGAGCACAAAGGCAACUGUUGCAACCCGAAUCCCACGCAGGUGGAUUGAAGACGACGGCUUGAAGACUGGGUCGAGUCGAGGUGGCACGAGCACAUGAGAAUGCUGUCUGUUUCCUGGAAGGCCAGGGGAGUCCGGCACCAGGACAUCGGGAGGAAGAAUCCAGGUCUCUCAGCGAUAGUGAAAACAGGGGGACUACAUGGGAAGCCGGCUCAGAGCAGGGCACACAAAGACGCCGCAGACCUCUGCUGCAUCAUCGCAGAGUGACGCUGCUCAUGUCGUGUAUGCUCGAGCAGUGGGAACAGGAAUAUGCAUCGCAAUUCAGGCGUAGCAGGUAUCAGUCGUGGCGGACUGCUAUUUCGAGUACCAGACAAGCAGAGACUAC
Cladophialophora immunda is the source of this 2759-nucleotide messenger RNA. RefSeq lists its product as uncharacterized. NCBI's taxonomy places the organism in Eukaryota, Fungi, Ascomycota, Eurotiomycetes, Chaetothyriales, Herpotrichiellaceae. Bases 36 to 1817 code for a protein of 593 amino acids. The record is from RefSeq and is a predicted model, not a curated record. Gene Ontology annotation, biological process: regulation of DNA-templated transcription. Gene Ontology annotation, molecular function: zinc ion binding; DNA-binding transcription factor activity, RNA polymerase II-specific. The transcript is spliced from 3 exons.